CACUAUUGCGCUUCCCGCUGCCUAAGGAUCCAUUAUUCCAUCAACAUGACUGCCACAGUCAUUAUCCUGUUGGGUGUCAUCAUUGGUGUCUCCUGCCAAGAAUCUCAUUAUCAAUCGCCGAGCCAGGCGGCGAUUUUGAGUGAUGCGCGUUAUCUCGCGGGUGAUGGUACAUUCGGUGCCGCCUAUUCUCAAGAAGACGGAGUGGAAUUCAAGGAGGAGAGCGAUGUAGAGGGUAAUCGACGUGGAUCAUACUCGUACAUCGAUCCAAACGGUCAAAGGCGCACUGUGACUUACACGGCGGGAAAGAACGGUUUCCAAGCGACCGGGGAUCACAUUCCCAGCGCACCCCCGCAAGUGCCACCGCAGCCGGAAUACGUGCCGCUGCAGGCGCAGUAUAAUCCGCCGGAUUACCAACAAUACCAACCUCCGAGUUACGCACCGCCACCCCCUCAGCGGUCCUCACCCCAUCCGCGGCGCUAUCAAUCGGAUUAUGAACCGCAACUUGUCGUUUAUCAGCCGCAGUUUCAACCGCAGCCCGAACCGCAGCCUCAGCCGCAGUACCAGUACAGGCCGCAGCCGCCCGCGCCGCCUCGCUAUCAUUAUCCCCCGGAGUUACAAAGUAUACCCUCGUACGCGCCACCGAGACCGCGCUAUCAGCCUCAACUUCGCCCCGCGCCGCAGUACAAUGCGAUAACGACACCGGAAGCGGCGCCCCGGAAUUUCUAUCCGCCGGGAAAGCUCAGCUUCAAUCGGACUCCCGACGGCUUCUCCUAUACGUUCAGCAAAAGUUAAGUGGCACGCGAGUUUGCGAGAUGUAAAAAGCGGCGAAUCCGCGGUGAGAUUAACAAGCUCGUUUAUUUGAUAAACCGUGCAAUUUUAGAUCUUCAAAAAACAAGAUCCAUCAAUUAAUUGAAAAA
Wasmannia auropunctata (little fire ant) is the source of this 917-nucleotide messenger RNA. RefSeq names its product early nodulin-75-like. The record is from RefSeq and is a predicted model, not a curated record. Gene Ontology annotation, cellular component: chitin-based extracellular matrix. Gene Ontology annotation, molecular function: structural constituent of chitin-based larval cuticle. The coding region runs from base 46 to 792 and encodes 248 amino acids. The transcript has 3 exons. Lineage: Eukaryota; Metazoa; Arthropoda; Insecta; Hymenoptera; Formicidae.